UAGAGCAGAGAUGCAAACAAAUCAUACCGCUGGCACCUCAUCAUUCGUCAAUGUUAUUCACAAAAAGGCAAAGAUUACUAAGUCCAUACCCAAUCCCAUAGAAAUCUACAAGCAAACGCAUGUUAGAAAAAAGGAUGGAAAAUUUGUGAGUGACUACGCUGAGAGUAAAUAUGAUGAAAUGAAAUCAAUAGAUUCCUCUAACUCCGACAACAUUAGCCAAGAAGACAUUGUCUUGAAGGUGCUAGGUGGACACCGCUCAGGACAUGUUAGAGGACAGGGUUGUGGUGCCAUACCUAUCCGGUUAAAUUCCUCAUCAACAGAACACCAUGAUGAAUGCUUGGCUCAACAGCUAGAAACUGAAAAGAAGCUAGCUGAAUCACUAGAGAAAUGUGAAAAGUUGGAGGAAAUACAAGUUGCUAUGAAGGCUGAAAUGCAGGAAGCACAAGCUGCUAUGAAGGCUGAAAUGCAGGAAGCAAAAGCUGCCAUGAAGGCUGAAAUGGAGGAAUCAAAAGCAUCCCAAGCUGCUUUGCAAGCACAAGUGAAUAUGCUACUAAAACAUUUCGGAGGGCUUGGAGGGAACUCUCAUGGAUCUCAAGCAAGUGAAAGCAACGUUUGAGGGAGCUUUUGUUGUAUUUUGUUUAAGACUUUCUUUUGAUAUUAUAAUGAUUAUAACAAUUUUGGUUUGUA
Messenger RNA from Corylus avellana, 687 nucleotides. The record is from RefSeq and is a predicted model, not a curated record. Lineage: Eukaryota; Viridiplantae; Streptophyta; Magnoliopsida; Fagales; Betulaceae.